GCUAUAAUUAUGCCACACUCUCUUCUAGCAAGGUCAGUUGGCCUUCGUCUAGUCCCGCCAUCAUCAACUGGCGAUUCACCAAUAACAAGUUAUGAAGUCACUUGCAGACCGUAUGCGGAGUACAGAUCAUAUGUGAAGGACACUGUACAGAGGUUUUCAGUGACCAGUGUCACUGUUACUGGUCUUCAACCAGCCACCAAGUACAGUUGCUGGUAUCGUGCAGAGAAUGCAGUUGGUCGCAGUGGUCCAAGUCCAAUUCUCAAGCUGACCACACCUGAGUCCCCCCCAGGAACACCGGAAAAUCUCUCUACAGUGUCUAGUUCAGCAGGGCAUGUCACCACAUUCUUCAAGCCAAUGUCACCAGCACUUUCCCAUGGAGUACUCACUGGAUAUCAAAUUACUUUCAAUGCCACUGAAUGUGUUACACAUCAGGACUGCCCAUGUCAGCAAUACAACUGCUCUCUACACGGAUCUGUCUCCUUCCAUGAAAGCUGGGUCAGCAACUCAAUCUCCUUGUCUGGUCUAAGAUACUUGACACAAUAUCAAAUUUCAGUUGCAGCUGUCAAUAGAGCUGGUUUGGGACAGAAAGCUUGGAUUGAAUUCAUGCCUGAGGAGUCAGCAUCAGGUCCUGUAAAUCGUGUGGUUGCCAUGGUGAUAUCCAGCUCUGCAGUGAAGACAAAAUGGGAAGCUCCCGACACAUCUCAUGGUACGUAUCCUAUCUUAUGUUUACGUUAA
Sycon ciliatum is the source of this 735-nucleotide messenger RNA. RefSeq names its product cell adhesion molecule DSCAM-like. Gene Ontology annotation, biological process: cell-cell adhesion. The transcript is spliced from 5 exons. Bases 10 to 735 code for a protein of 241 amino acids. The record is from RefSeq and is a predicted model, not a curated record. Lineage: Eukaryota; Metazoa; Porifera; Calcarea; Leucosolenida; Sycettidae. Gene Ontology annotation, molecular function: protein binding.